AUGUCACGCCGGAAACAAAAAAGACCGCAGCAACUCAUUAACGGAGACCCAGGGGGCACACUGAUCUUACUGCAAGAUGACCAGUUGGCAGUGAAGUCACCGUCCACUUCUCUUGCGUCAGAGGAAACCUCAUCUUCCCCCUCCUCCUCCCCUCCCUCCCUUCAGGAUAGCCACCCCCCCUUGGCCCCGAGGCCAUCCCCUGGGGGUCUCCACGCCCCCUCCCUCCCGAACGAGAGCUCGUCACCCCCCCACUGGCCCAGUCACAUCGCCCAAUACAGCACCUCUCUCCCCAACACCCACUCCUCCCUCUCCCCGGACUUCCCCCACCCGUCGCUCUCCUCCCAGACCCACUCCUCACCUCCAGCCCUACCCAAGACCAUCCACAUGCCCCGGCACCAGGGCCAUCCCCAUUCUGCCAUGACGUCCCCACAAUUCGGCAUAUCCGCCAACACCACUACCUCCUCCUCCCUGUCUUCCUCCUCGUCCUCUCUCGGGGCUCCCCCCCACCAGGGGAGCCCCAGUCCUGUCCAGCAGGGGCCCUCCAGCCCCCCUGCUGACCUUCCGGGGCAAAUCCAUAUGCCCCCUACCCUGGGGGUGCUGCUGGAGGAGCUAAGGGUGCUUCAGCAGAGGCAGAUCCAUCAGAUGCAGAUCACCGAGGAGAUCUGCAGACAGGUGCUUCGCCUCGGAGGGGGUCUCUUCGGCCCGCAGGACAACCCCCAGGUGCCAGGCGGGUCGCUGGAGGGUCGCCAGAGGUCAAUUGGUGACGGGAUCCCCUCCCCGCCACACUCCUCCUCCGUCAACGCAUCAGCAGUCUCCACAGUGACCUCUCUCCUCUCCUGCAUUCCAUCACUGCUGCAGCAGACGCCUGCGUCCAAGCAGAGCAUCGGCAGCACAGGUGGAAGCAGAGCACCUGCAAUCACCACGGCGUCCUCUCCUCUGUCCACGACCUCUGCCUCCCUCAUGUCCUCAGUCGCGUCCCUUCACCCGCUGUCGCUCUCUCUCGGCCUGCCCGCACGGUACCUCCACGAAAAGUCCCCGAACACGUCUGUGUUUAGCCACACCAAUGGCAUGAACUUCUCCGCAGCUGCACUGAGUGGGUCCAUUCUGACCCAGGAACCUACAGUACCACACAGCGCUGUGAUUGGGUCAUCCACGGGAUCGGGCUCAGGGUCGUCCGGGUCGUCGUCGUCUUCGUCAUCGGCGGCGGCAGCGUUGGCCGGGCGCCAGCAGCAUGUGUGUCGGUACUGCGGGAAGGUGCUGAGCAGCGACUCGUCUCUGCAGAUUCACCUGCGCUCACACACGGGCGAGCGUCCGUACCAGUGCCCCGUGUGCCUGAGCCGGUUCACCACCCGCGGGAACCUCAAGGCCCACUUCCUGCGCCACCGCGAGCAGAACCCCGAGCUUGUCCCGCCCAUCGCCUCCAACGGGGCCUCGCAGAGGAGCAGGAAGCGACGCGCCGAGGCGGAAGAGCCAUUCGGGAUCAAAGGUGCCCUGGGCGUUUCCGAGAGCAUGGCGCUGGGGUUCCUGUCCGCCUCGACGGGCCGUCCCUCGCCGUCGUCCUCCCUUCCGCUGCCCCCCAGCGUGGACAUGGCGCUGUUGUCCACAGCUCACUCGCUGCUGCAGCUGAACCGAGCCUCCUCUGCUGCCGCCGCAGCCGCUACCACUAUGGGUCUACACUCCUCUUCCUCUUCCUCGCCCUCCUCUUCUAUCGCCGGCCAGAUCAAAGGUGCAAAGCAGCAGCGGUUCGACGAGAACACCCCGCCACACCCCGCCCUGCUUUCGGGGUCCCCCUACUCCCAGCUUGCGCACCUUCCCAAAAUCCUCUUCCCCACGGCUGCACACCACCACCCAGGUUUGGCUCUCAUGCACCCCUCACUCCCGUCUCCCCACGGCCAGCUCACCUUCCCCUUCUCCCCUUACCCGAAACCCCAGGCCUCCUCAUCCCCCUCCUCCACCUCCCCGUCGUCCUCCUCCGUCACCUCGGACACCACGAAGCUCCAGAGGCUGGCGCAGAAGCUGGAGAAGCAGCCACACGGGGGCGCUGGAAUGCACAGCUUCAGCGGAGCCUUGACCAUGGCCACCGCCAGCCAGUCCUGUGACGUCACCUCCACGAGCUCAUCCUCGGCCUACCGCCGGGAGAUGAUGGCUGCGUUGGGUCUCAACCCAAACAUGAACCACCAGGCCCUCGCCACCACCACCACCACCAGUCCAUCCAUGCCCACGCUGUCCCCAAACCAGUGUGGGGUGUGCCUGCGCGUGCUUAGCUGUCCGAGGGCCCUACGUCUGCACCAGGCCACUCACUUAGGGGAGCGUCCGUUCCCUUGCAAGCUGUGUGGGCGCUCCUUUUCCACCAAAGGCAGCCUGCGUGCCCACAUGGCCACCCACCACUCUCGCCAGGCCAACGCCCGGCCACAGAACUCCUGCCCGCUGUGCCAGCGCAAGUUCACCAACGCUGUCGUGCUGCAGCACCACAUCCGCAUGCACCUCGGGGGCCAGAUUCCCCCCGACGGGAAUGCCGAGGAGGAGGACGCUCUGGUGGGUCCCGAAAGAUUGAAGGAGGAUCCAGUCAACCUGAGUGCUGGCACCCCACUGAACAGCCUGCAGGUGCAGCCUCUCGACCUGGGCAGCACCAAGGCGCCCCUUAUGCUUUCUCCUCCUCUUCUGGAAGGAUCCGUUUCCAGAGAGACCUCGCCGGCCGAUCUGAGUGUGAAAUCCGAUUCGGACCAGGGUAAUGUCUCUCCUGGCACCAGUCCAGUUCUCUUCGAUGAGAAGGAGAAACAAGACCCCUUGUCCCUGGUUAUGCGGCCUCCCGUACUCAGCAGUCCACCCGUCGCCUCCUCACCCGUGACGCUGGAGCCAUGCAGUGACGCACAGUCCGACAUCCCUGGCAGUUACCGUGGUUCGCUGUCGAACUCGCACGCCAUCCAGGAAGACAGCAUUGAGGAGGAUAUGGCUCCUUUGUCACUUUGUGUCCGGCCAGACCGUUUGGACUCUGAGAACGUGUCGUCUUGUGCUAAAAGCCCUGUCCUGGCAGUGAAUGCUGUCGUCAAGGCUGCUGUCGUCAAGGCUGCUGUAGUGUCCACUGCCGACCCGCCCAGUGCGCUCACACCUCCCUCUAGUCCCAGCUCCGACCCAGAUGCAAACGAUGGCCCGAGCAGCCCAGCAAAACCCACUGCUGAGUCAGAACCAGACAAGAAUGCCUCCCCCCCGAAAACAGCCGAGUCAGCAUCUGACACUGCUCCCAUGACGAUUCAAAAUGGAGUCCGUGCCCCGGAGGAGGCAGGAGAUGGAGAGAUGAUGAUGGAGGAAGAAAAGGAGAAGAAGGUGAAACCGGAAGAUUCCUCCUCAGCGAUCGCCGAGCCCAGGAGAGAGGAAGCGGAAGCCCCGGCGAAGGCUGAGGAGACCGGGAGCGAAGGGAAGGGAUCAGAAGGGACAGAGCCUGUGCAGCCGGUCACCCCGGUCAAAACCCCCAAAGCCUCGCCGGUCACCCCAGGCAAAACCCCCAAAGCCUCGCGGCCAGAGAAGCCCUACAGCUGCAGCCAGUGUGGGAAAGAGUAUGCCAGCCGCAGUGGGCUCAAGGGACACAUGAAGGUUCAUUCUGGGACAGUAAGCAGUGGGCCCGCUUCUCUCGGACCUGCAGGACUUUCUUCCAACACUGGCAAGGACACUUUGGAAGACCAGAGUGCAAUCUCAGCCAAUGGCAGUGUAGCAGAGGAGGACACAGAGAAGUCAUCGGCCAAUCAAGAUAAGAAUUGUUUAUCUGAUGAGCCAAUGGAUACCACCGUUGUUGCAGAGGCGGCUGAGUGACGUGAGGAUGUGGACUAAAACCGAAUGUGACUUGUUUUGUUUUUUGUUUUUGAAAAUAGUUUUUUUUUUUUUUUACUGCUCUUUUUGUGGGAAAAUAUCUUUCUAUUUGUAGAUUAGACCUAGAUCUUCCCUAGUGUGCUUAUGUUAGGAUUGCAUGGUAUGUAGCAAAUUUGUCAACAUGGUUACAUUAGUGCCUUUUCUCUGAAGACAAUGGGAUCAUACUGAAACAGGUAGACUGCCUCCUGAAGAGAUAAAAAAAGAGGAGUCACAAUUCAGAGUCACGUAAACAAAUUAAGGUCCGUGUUUUCUCAUCCUAAAGGUGACCAAAACUUGAAUGACCAUUUUACCCCCCACCCCAAGUAAGGUUAAAAAGGGAUUGUCAGUUAAUUUACUUGGUUGUAUGAUUGUACCUCUCCUGUUGUGCUGCUAUAGACUAACUGCUGCCGUGUUUGUAGUUUUAAAGGGUCCACUCUGAUGUGUAAUGUUUAUACCUUAUUUUCUAAGGGAUGUGAUGAUGAUGAGGAUGAUGAUGAUGAUGGAAACGUUUUGAAACCAUUGAAUGGUACAUUUGACUUUUUCCUGCAUAAGAACUUGAAAAUUUCUUGCCUGCACCCACUGUGCAGGUUUUAAAGCUUCCAAUAUUUACAACAUCAGGUGCAAUAGGUAGCAUUGCCAACAUGAAAGACAACAACAUUUGGUAAGCAAAGUUUUUCACAAUUAAUUAUUGUAAUGAAUCACCUUGUGAAGGUGUGUGCAAGUGAUGGACGCUGCCCAUGUUCCUGAGAAUAAUUUUCAGGACGCAGGGGGAUGUUUCCAAACAAACACUUCAAUCACUGUCCCAUUCAAUUCCACGGUUUAAAAGCUACACCUCCUGCAUUACUUGUCUUGAAGGCAGUCCUGCCUAUUGCACCUUUCACUCACCACCAAGCUCCUGAAACUCCAGAGCCUAUGGAUAUUUCCUACCUGGCAGAGGCAGCGUCAGGACACUGGAGAACAUGGCUGGCCUCGCUGGAGAACACGGCUGACCUCACUGGAUUUACCGUGUGUUCCUUCCUCUCACAAAGCACUUGAGAGACGCAAUGACUGUUUGUGCGUUCAGGCAGCUGGGAAUUGGGAAGGUUCCCAUUUCGGAACGUCCCACUUCCAAGUUGAGAGCGUUCGCAUAAUUACAACAAGCAGACGACGGUAUUGUUCCGAGUUUGACAGGCGUUCAGGUUCCCACUCAGAGGUCGGAACUUUCCCACUUCCCAGUUGCUCAUGAACGCACCGUACGCUUUCUACUCGAGUUUCCGCACUGUACCCUACUUAGUCGUGGUAGAUUUUUAAAAGAAGUUGUAGAUGUUGUUGUCGUGAAAACGAUUAAAGCAAUAAUGAUGAAUCCUCACUUC
Molecule: messenger RNA, 5195 nt
Organism: Clupea harengus (Atlantic herring)
Lineage: Eukaryota; Metazoa; Chordata; Actinopteri; Clupeiformes; Clupeidae
Product: sal-like protein 1
Exons: 4
Coding region: 1-3807 (1268 amino acids)
Biological process (GO): regulation of transcription by RNA polymerase II
Cellular component (GO): nucleus
Molecular function (GO): RNA polymerase II cis-regulatory region sequence-specific DNA binding; DNA-binding transcription factor activity, RNA polymerase II-specific
Source: RefSeq, a predicted model, not a curated record